GGAUCACAUAAGCCUAGGAGGUCGAGGCUGCAGUGAGGUCUGAUCGCGCCACUGCACUCCAGCCUGGACAACUGAGCAUGACCCUUCCUCAGAGCUAAUGGCACUUCAUAAUUCUGCAGUCCAAGGAAGCUUCUGGGGUCGCGAGGCGGAGAACCGCCGGGAGGCUGGAGUCCAAACGGCCUCCUGUGGCAGACGGUAAAGGCGCCGGAACUACAGCUACCUCCGCGGCGCCGUUUCGGCCGCCAUAUCUGGGUGCACGGGAACUCGCAGAGGACAAACUCCCACGCGCGUUUUCGAUUUCUGCGCUUUUCUCGAGUGAGGCAAGACUUAGCAGAGGCCCAAGGUAGAGCGCGGCUAGGAUUCGAUAGAGGGGAAUACAAAGGAUAGCCUUAGGAGGGUGACGGGCAAGGACCCCGUCCCUCCCUGCCAGGAGCAGCCUCAUGCGGACCGAGCCAUUGCGCGGGGCGUCCCCUCUGCUGGUGCCCGGCGACCCCUACUCCGUGGUGGUUCUGCUGCAGGGCUACGCGGAGCCCGAGGGGGUGGGCGACGCCGUGCGCGCCGACGGCUCCGUAACCCUGGUCCUACCCCAGACCCGGGGCCCGGCCUCCAGCCACCGAAAGUCCCCGUGCAGGAGUGGCGGCGCAGAGGCCGCCCUGGAGGAGGCGGCCUGUGGCCCCAUCCUGGUGGACACCGGGGGCCCCUGGGCUCGGGAGGCGCUGCUGAGGGCGCUGGCGGGGCAGGGCGUGGCCCCGGGAGACGUGACGCUGGUUGUGGGGACCCAUGGGCACUCAGAUCACAUCGGGAACUUGGGGCUGUUCCCAGGCGCGGCUCUGCUGGUCUCACACGACUUCUGCCUCCCCGGAGGCCGCUACCUGCCCCACGGGCUGGGUGAGGGGCAGCCCCUGCGCCUGGGCCCGGGGCUUGAGGUGUGGGCCACGCCGGGCCACGGGGGCCAGCGCGACGUGAGCGUGGUGGUGGCCGGCACGGCUCUGGGUACCGUAGUGGUGGCGGGAGAUGUGUUUGAGCGAGAUGGGGACGAGGAUUCGUGGCAGGCGCUGAGUGAAGACCCCGCAGCCCAGGAGCGGAGCCGGAAGAGAGUCCUGGUCGUUGCCGACGUGGUCGUACCUGGUCACGGGCCCCCCUUUCGAGUGCUCAGGGAAGCCGCGCAGACCGAGACGGAGGGUGGAGGGAACAGCGAGCAGGAGCCGGUGGUCGGAGAGAGGAGCCCGCCCCGCACUGAUCAGCCCAGAGAGGGACUGGACUCUUGUAAGCCCUAACUGCCAGGAGUUGCUGGAGACAAAGAGCAGUCAAGGGUGAGAGCUUCCAGCCCUUCCAGGAGGCUAGUUUUCCAGUGAGGACAGAGUGCACCUGACACUGCCAUCACAUCGUCAGUAUCAUUGCCUAUCUCUGCCACCAAACUAAGAUCAAAGGACGAGCUCAGCUCCCUGUGCAUUCUCCCUGGGCCUCAGUAAAAUGGGGGAAGGUUCCUGGGAGAGGUCUCCAAAAUAAAAAUGGAAACUGCAUUGAAAAUCA
Molecule: messenger RNA, 1533 nt
Organism: Cercocebus atys (sooty mangabey)
Lineage: Eukaryota; Metazoa; Chordata; Mammalia; Primates; Cercopithecidae
Gene: MBLAC1
Product: metallo-beta-lactamase domain containing 1
Exons: 2
Coding region: 441-1277 (278 amino acids)
Source: RefSeq, a predicted model, not a curated record